AUGCGCUUCUCCAACAUGGCUGGCCUCCUGGCUGGCGUCACUGCUGUCUCCGCCGCAAACUCAAGCUGUGCGCCCUCAUCUGGUGACGCCACGGUGCUUGAAUUUGCCUGGGGAAUCUCCGACUUCCUCAGUGGAUUCUACAACAACACCGUCAACUCGACCUUUUCUCCCACCUCGAGUAAUGCCAGUAUUGUCGCUUUCCAGCAGGUUCUCCUCGGCGUGGAAAAGGACAAUCAACUUGGCAUCCAAGCUAUCGAGAAGGUUGGCGCCAAAGCCCCGGGAUUCACGGCGCCCCAAUGCAGCUACACCUACCCCACUAUCAGCAGCCCUUCUAUCUGGGCUCUGUGGAGCUACCGAUUUGAGACCACCAUCACUGGUGCUUUCAUCGGUCUCGCUGGCUACACCCAGUCCCCCGAGGUUUCCUUCUUGCUGGCCCGUCUGGCUGCUGAGCACAGCGCCCACGCUACUCUGAUCGGACUCCGUGUCAACUCCACACUUUUUGCUUCGAACGUCACAUCUUUGGUCUCGGCAUACGGACCUAACCAGGUCCUCUCGAGCAGCAACUCGACUGGUAGUCUGGGACAAUACCUCGGAGGCUGUCUCCAGGCCCCUACCAGCCCUUGCGGAACUGAGCAGAUCGGACCUUUGGUCGCCACUAUCACUCCCUCGGGCUCAGGCAGCUCUUCUGCUUUGGCUAGCAGCACCCCAUUGAGCUCUUCGGGCAGCUCUUCUACUGCAACCAGCUCCUCCACUGCAUCCAGCAGCACUUCCACCUAG
Penicillium pulvis is the source of this 777-nucleotide messenger RNA. RefSeq lists its product as uncharacterized. The coding region runs from base 1 to 777 and encodes 258 amino acids. Lineage: Eukaryota; Fungi; Ascomycota; Eurotiomycetes; Eurotiales; Aspergillaceae. The transcript has a single exon. The record is from RefSeq and is a predicted model, not a curated record.